Trypanosoma theileri is the source of this 915-nucleotide messenger RNA. Its product is annotated as NUDIX hydrolase. The coding region runs from base 1 to 915 and encodes 304 amino acids. Lineage: Eukaryota; Euglenozoa; Kinetoplastea; Trypanosomatida; Trypanosomatidae. The record is from RefSeq and is a predicted model, not a curated record. The transcript has a single exon. Gene Ontology annotation, molecular function: hydrolase activity.
AUGCAACCACCGCCGCCGCCGUAUUAUCCUCCUCAGCCGCCGCCGCCGCCGUAUUUUCAUCCUCCUCCUCCUCCUCCUCCUUCUUCUCAAGAGCACCAACAACAACAACAACAACAACAGCAGCGGGAUCAAAAAGUGCAGGAAAAACAGGAACGACAGCCAAAGAAGGAAGGAAACAACCAAACACGUAGACAUUCACAGAAACGUAGAAGCGGCCCCGCACCCUCCAUCACUCCCCCUCCGCUUGAAUGCACGCCGGAGGGCGAUGUUGUGAUUCGCGCCGCGGACGGCCAUCGGUAUCGACGGAGUGUUUGUGUGUUUAUUAUGAACCCGCACGGCCGUUUUCUCGCCGGCCGCCGCCGCGAUGACCGCCGGGUGCUGCAGUGCGUGCAGGGCGGCGCCACCCCGCACGAGUCGCCCAUCCAAACGGCGGAGCGGGAGGUGUUUGAGGAGUUGGGCAUCCCGUCCACACAACUGCGCCUCGUUGCGGAGAUCCCACCACCAACACCGGCAGAGACAAGGAAUGCGAUUUCUCACGAUCCGCGGGCGGUGUUUCGCUACAACUCCAAGUCCUGGCGGAAGUACGGCAUUAAAGGACAGGAACUAUACCCACUCCUCGUCCGCGCCAAUACGGAAGUUAUUCACACAUUAAAUUUUUCAGCAGUCCCCGGAGUGCGACCAGAGUUCUGUGCGGCGCAGUGGGUGACGCUGGAGGAGUUGAUGCAGUAUUGCUCUCCAUCGAAGCGGGAGGUGGUGGCGAAUAUGUGUGCAGCCGUUGCACCACUGGUGUUGCGUGUGUUGAGUGAAGAAGGUGUGAUGCCGCAUGUUGAUUCACAACACCAGGAAGAGGUGCACCGACGCUCUGAUGGUAGUAACACUAGUAAUAAUGGUGGUAUGGCUAAGGGGCGCUGGUAG